AUGACUGCCCACACCUGGUUAAGGCAGAUACUCUGCCGCCUAGGAGUUGCCCCUGGUUGGCAAUUCGUGGAUGUGCUGGGAUUGGAUGAAGACAUUUUGAGCACCGUGCCAAGCCCAGCUUGUGCGCUGCUUCUGCUGUUUCCCCUUACUGCUCAGCAUGAAAACUUCCGGAAAAAGCAAAUUGGCGAACUGAAGGGCCAAGAAAUUAGCCCAGAUGUGUACUUUGUGAAACAGACGGCGAGUAACUCCUGUGGAACCAUUGGCCUCAUCCAUGCAGUAGCUAAUAAUCAAGAUAAGAUUCGAUUCGAUGAAGGAUCUGCCUUAAAAGAAUUCCUGACUGCAACAGCUGGACUCUCCCCAGAUGAGAGGGCAAAACGUCUUGAGAACAACAAGGCCAUUCAAGAAGUCCAUAAUGCGGUAGCACAAGAGGGCCAGUGUCGGGCUGAAGACGAUAAGGUGAACUUCCAUUUCAUUCUAUUUGCCAGCGUGGGCGGACACCUCUAUGAACUGGAUGGAAGAAUGCCGUUCCCCAUAAAGCAUGGAGCUAGUUCAGAUGCCACCAUGCUCAAGGCAUCAGCCGAGAUCUGCCGACAAUUCACCAACCGUGAGCAAGGAGAGGUGCGUUUUUCCGCCGUGGCGCUGUGCAAGGCCGCUUGAAAUUUGGCAACCUGAAAUAACAUCCUCAGCCUAUCACUGGAUGUAGUCCCAGCCUUUAGGGCUUUAGCACUUAUGUUUAAAACUUUGAAAAAGAGAGGGGGG
This is a messenger RNA of Notechis scutatus (mainland tiger snake), 759 nucleotides long. The record is from RefSeq and is a predicted model, not a curated record. Lineage: Eukaryota; Metazoa; Chordata; Lepidosauria; Squamata; Elapidae.